AUGACCGAUCGAAUCAAAUUUUUUUGUUUUCUUCUUUUUUUUGCCUUUCAGCUUGUUGGGGUUGUGGAUCCGCGAUCCGCCGCCAGAGAACAGAUCAGAAAGUAUCACGAGGUGGAUGAAGACAAAUAUUUUGAAGAUUGGAGAGAAGCCGUAGAAAGGGAGAAGUUUGCCGACGCCGUGAUCAUCACAACUCCGGAUAAACUGCACAAGGAUCCCGCCAUCGCAUUUGCCAAGAAGGGAUAUCAUAUUCUACUGGAGAAACCCAUGGCUGUGACUCCGGAGGACUGCAGAGAAAUCGUCUCCACAUGUAGAGAGAACGGCGUCAUGCUGGCGGUGGGGCACGUCCUACGCUACCAUCCCGUCUCCAUCCAGAUCAAGGAACUGAUCGAUUCCGGAGUGAUUGGGGACGUUGUCCACAUCCAGCAUAUGGAGCCAGUGGGGUUCUGGCACUUCGCACACUCCUUUGUGCGGGGGAAUUGGCGGAAUGAGGGGGAGAGCACGUUCUCUCUGCUGGCGAAGAGCUGCCAUGACAUCGACCUCAUCUGCUAUUGGAUGGGAAAACAAAGGUGUAUGAAGGUGUCGUCAUUCGGGUCGCUCUCCCACUUCACCAAGGAGAACAAACCCAGUGGGGCCGGCAGCCGCUGUCUGGACUGCGCGGUGGAGGAGGCGUGUCCAUACUCGGCGCAGAAGAUUUAUCUGAACACGGGACACUUUGGUUGGCCGGUAGCGGUGGUUUGCAGCAAUGGCGUCUAUGACAUCGAGUCGCUGACCGACGCUUUGAAGACCGGUCCUUAUGGGAGGUGUGUCUACGAAUGUGACAACGACGUCUGCACCAAUCAGGUUGUAAAUAUGGAGUUUGAAGGGGGGAAGACGGCUGCGUUCACAAUGAUGGCGUUCACUUAUGAGCUCGGAGUGAGGAGCACCACCAUCUACGGGACGAAGGGUGAGCUGAGCCAUCGGGGGAGGGGCCCCAUCACAGUCUACAAGUUCCUGACCAAUGAGGAGGUCACACACCAGCCCAGGAAGAACCCGUUUGUCCCGCCCUACCUGGGGGGUCACGAUGGAGCCGAUUAUUAUCUCAUCGAAGCCUUCAUCUCUGCUGUCGCUAAUGAUGACCCGUCCUGUAUUGUCACCGGCCCGGAGGACACUCUGCGCAGUCACCUGCUGGUGUUUCACGCUGAGAGAUCGCGGAGGGAGAACUGUGUGGUGAAUAUAGACAGCGAUGAGGUGUGACUACCGCAACAAUGGCUGCCGCCUGGGGCCCGUUCAUCACCGGUGCAGACUGUACUGCUCAGUCCAAGGUGCCUCCUAAUGUAAUGAUUGCAUCCAAGGAGGAGCACACAACUCUUCACACUGAAUAUUACAAUCAAUGGGCUCUAUUAUCAUUAAACAGAAGAAACCGCCAUGGAAGAAAUACGGGGGGGUUAUCCAUGACUACAUUAUGGAGGUGCAGCUUGGGGG
Rana temporaria (common frog) is the source of this 1461-nucleotide messenger RNA. RefSeq lists its product as uncharacterized. The record is from RefSeq and is a predicted model, not a curated record. The coding region runs from base 1 to 1233 and encodes 410 amino acids. The transcript is spliced from 13 exons. Gene Ontology annotation, molecular function: nucleotide binding. NCBI's taxonomy places the organism in Eukaryota, Metazoa, Chordata, Amphibia, Anura, Ranidae.